AUGGAUUAUAAUAUAGAAGUUCUUCUGGAACAGUAUUAUUCUACGGAUUAUACUGCCACGAAGAAACUGAUAGAGUUUAAAGAGCAAGAUCCCGUUGCUUUUGUGAUAGCAUUAAUAAAUCACCUUGGAUCUCCCUCAAAUCCAGAAAUAACACGAAAAGUAUGUGCAGUUUUCCUUUACAAAGAAAUUGUUCCCAAGGACUUGAACGCUCUGAGAAAAUUUGUCGAUUAUUGGUUCCAAUUUGAUCAUUCUGUGCACGAGAACCUCAGGGUUGCUGCUACAAACGCAAUAUUUGAGGGUUCUCCUGAUCUUACGCAACAAGCUUCCAUACUAUUAGGCGUUUUUUAUGCAGUUGAAAUUUCAAAAAAUCAAUAUAUCGAUCAAUUUAAUGAAUUAAUACAAAUUGCUUCAGACAACCACUCAGAGAAUACUAGAAAUGCCGCCCUGAUGACUAUAGAGUAUUUUGUAGAGAAUAUUGUCACUUUAAGUUCAUCGGGGUUUAAUUCGCAAAUAACAAUGCUGUAUAAUUUAGUUCUUUCGAUAUUUAACCUAUUUCUCAAUAUAAUGCGCAAUCCAGAUUCCCCUGCAACCCUCAAAAUCGUUGUCAAUGCUUUUGUUAACGCAACUUCGUUCUUUUAUAGAGUAUUCUCAUUUCAACAGUCGAAGCUCGACUUUAUACGCGUUGUUUUCGAUUACACUCAGCACGAAGACUUAGUUUUAGAUGGAUAUAGAAUUUUACAGAAAUUAUACGAGAAUUAUUUCUCAUUAUUCGAGGAAUACAUGGAAAAUAUUUUUACAAUCACGCAAUCGGACAUGGAAUCCGAAAAUGAAAACAGAAUUAUCGAAUCUUGCACUCUUUGGCAAAUUAUUGCCAAAGUUGAGAAGAGCAAACAAAAAAAAUACAAUGCUAACGAUAGAUUAUACUCACGCCAUGCGUUUGCUUCCUUCUUUGAGCCUCUGGCGACAAUAAUUGCUUCAUUCGACCCUCUCGAGAUAGAUUCCGACCUAGAGAACGAUCCAGGAAGCGCCGCCUUCAACUGUCUGCUGGCUCUGUCGCAGGCAGUGGGCGAAGAUUGCUUGGAACCUCUGAUUAAUUUUGUGAAAGAAAAUAUCUCAGAUCCGGACUGGCGUUUGAGGUAUGCAGCGGCUUUUUUCCUUCUUUGCUCGUCUAGAAUGGACUGUUUCAUCGAUACAAAUACGAUUUUGGAGACAUUCCAAGUUUUCGUGUCUCUCCUUGACGAUCCGAACUCGGCCAUAGUCAACAUCGCAAUGUGGUCGCUCGGUGUAAUGUGCGAACAGAUCCCUGACCUCUCGCAAGACGAAGAAAGAUUCGUAUUGAUAUUAACGAAGGUCACAAACGUCAUGGAGAGCUCGCAGGCACUAUAUACAAGAAGUUGCUGGCUGCUUGGCAACGUUUUCGGGAAUUUUUCGCCGGAGGAAGAAUCUACGAUUUUGGCCGCGAACUUCGACACCCUGGCAGAAAUUUUCCUUAGGACAGCCACGCACUUUGGGCAGGAAAGCAUCGCCGCAGCUUACGGAGCAAUUAAUCGGCUCAUCGCGCAAACACCGAUGUCGCUUGUUGACUCGUACGGUAGUUUGCUCGUUACGAUGAUGAACAACGUUGACCAAUUAAUUUCUUCGGGAGCUAAUUCCAAGGACUCGAUCGCGUUAUUUAUCUGGUUAAUUUCGACGAUACAGGCCACUGUUAUGAAUAUGGGCCAUGCAAUGGUUAACCAUUCUACCCGACUCAUGGAAAUGCUUCUAAACCUUCUUCCAAUGUUGAAUUCUGCAUUGACAGCAGAAAUUCUUCCAGCAAUCGGAGCUAUAGCCCGCGCGAUACAAGGAGACUUCUCUCAGUACUUGGAUGUCGUCAUUGGAAUCAUUUUCCAGCGACUUCCUUCCGCUGAAUUUAUUUCACCAGCAGCAGUUCUCGUUGGCGACAUCUAUUCUUCAUUCGGAUCUCUCGGAGAGAAUAUUGACAUGCAAAUUGUCGACAUGCUCUUCGACGAUAUCCACAGAGAUAUGAUUGCCCAGCAGGACAGGAGCGCAGUCUUCUCAGCUCUCGGAGAAGUUGCUCUUAAGACUGUUCCGCAGUGCCACGCGUGGCUGGAUCGACUUCUUUCGGACCUAGAUCAGGCGAUGCACUCGAUGUACCUCGAAGAAGACCAUUUCCUUGGCAUUCUCAACUGCUACCAGUCGAUCGUUCCUAUUUUGGCCGAUAUCCCUGGAGGCGACAAAUGUGUUCACAAAUUUUACAAAGUUUUCGAACAGAUUUUCACAUUUGACGUCGUAGAUGGAAAUGUCCUGUACGAGGGAGUUCUCCUUCUCGAGGGAAUUAUCAAGAAAUUCGGAAGAAGAGUCAAUGUAAUGCUUAAUAGACCGUAUGUAAGAAAAUUGUUAGAUGUAUCGAUCAAUUCGGAUAAGCCGUUCUUGACAGAAGCUGCAGGAACUGUUUUGCAAGAGAUCGAAAAAUUAUAA
Messenger RNA from Trichomonas vaginalis G3, 2478 nucleotides. RefSeq names its product ribosomal protein import into nucleus. The record is from RefSeq and is a predicted model, not a curated record. The transcript has a single exon. Gene Ontology annotation, molecular function: nuclear import signal receptor activity. Gene Ontology annotation, cellular component: nucleus; cytoplasm. Lineage: Eukaryota; Parabasalia; Trichomonadida; Trichomonadidae. Bases 1 to 2478 code for a protein of 825 amino acids. Gene Ontology annotation, biological process: protein import into nucleus.